Messenger RNA from Capsaspora owczarzaki ATCC 30864, 1107 nucleotides. Its product is annotated as nuclease. The coding region runs from base 22 to 987 and encodes 321 amino acids. Lineage: Eukaryota; Filasterea; Ministeriida; Capsasporidae. The transcript has 4 exons. Gene Ontology annotation, cellular component: mitochondrial inner membrane; nucleus. Gene Ontology annotation, biological process: apoptotic DNA fragmentation. The record is from RefSeq and is a predicted model, not a curated record. Gene Ontology annotation, molecular function: nucleic acid binding; metal ion binding; RNA endonuclease activity.
UUUCUAAAUUCCAGUGUCAUCAUGCUGGCUCGGCUGCGGCUCGGAGCAGUGGUCGCAGCGUCAUUCGGCGCAGGCGUCGCUUGCAGCCAAGUCGACCAACCCACCGCUGCUGCUGCUGCUGGAUCGCUGCUUCAGUGGCGCUGGGCAUCCUCAGCCACCCAACAAAAUGCUGAUGCUGGUGAUGGUGAUGCUGGUGAUGGUGAUGCCGUGAGGAGUGGCGCGGGAAGGAGCAUGCGGUUUGGACUGCCGCAGGUCUACGCUGGAGAAGCCCCGAAGCAAGGACUGCCGCCGCUCCAAGUCAUGCGCUAUGGAUUUCCAGAUAUGGGGUCAAUCAAGUACCGCGAAGGCUAUAUCAUGUCGUACGAUCGCAGAAACAAGACGGCAAACUGGGUCUGCGAACACUUGAAUGCAGAGCGCCUGGCCGUGCAAGAGGCCAAACGAGACGGUAUGGCGUUCAAGGAGGACGACACCGACCCAGAGCUGUUCCGUGCUCGUCUGGCAGACUACCGUGGCAGUGGCUAUGAUCGUGGACACAUGGCGCCUGCUGGGAACUACAAGUGGAGCACCAAGGCCAUGGAAGACACCUUCUACUUGAGCAACAUGAGCAUGCAAGUUGGCAAAGGCUUCAAUCGCGACAAAUGGGAAGAGCUUGAAUCGUACGUGCGAAGCCUGACAAAGACCAAUCGAAACGUCUAUGUUUGCACGGGACCGCUGUAUCUGCCACGGCAAGAGGCGGAUGGAAACAUGUACGUGCGGUACAAGGUUGUCGGCCCAUCGCAAGUCGCUGUGCCCACGCACUUCUUCAAGGUCGCUGUGGUUGAAGCGCCCAAUGGCAACCUGACCAUCCAGUCGUGGGUGCUGCCCAACGAGGUCAUUCCAAACGAUACUCCAUUGACGUCCUUCAAGCGCCCGCUUGCUGAGAUUGAGCGAAGAGCCGGCUUUUUGCUGUACAACUCGAUUCCCGACAAGUACACUCGCGGUGUCUAGCAUUGAUUUUGAUGUCUGGUCGUUUUGCUUUGUCAGCGUUGUUUGCAUGCUUGUCGGCGUACACAGUUCUAACUUGAUCCAAUGAUCCCGAUCUGUUUCAAAUAAACUUUCCAGUCCAAC